Molecule: messenger RNA, 5976 nt
Organism: Oenanthe melanoleuca
Lineage: Eukaryota; Metazoa; Chordata; Aves; Passeriformes; Muscicapidae
Gene: SAG
Product: S-antigen visual arrestin
Exons: 13
Coding region: 3561-4916 (451 amino acids)
Biological process (GO): signal transduction; G protein-coupled receptor internalization
Cellular component (GO): photoreceptor outer segment; photoreceptor inner segment
Molecular function (GO): G protein-coupled receptor binding
Source: RefSeq, a predicted model, not a curated record
GGGAUUUAGUGUAGAGGGGAAAAAGGGAUCAUGCUCUUAUCUGGGGCUAGAUGUCCUGCAGGUGCAGCUUGGGCUUGCCCUGUCUCAGUUGUCCUGCCUUGAGAAUGAAGGAAGUUCUUGCCUCAUUGAACAAGUGCCUCUGUCUCUGUCCUUGAAAGGUUGAUGUAUUGUUAGAUGUUUUAGAUAAACUACUGAACUGAGGAAAUCAGGAUCUGUAUUUCAAACACUGCUGAAAAUAGGCAUAUUCUUCUGCUGUGAGACUUUGACUGCUACCUCGCCAAGUUUUUAAGACAGGGACAGGAGUUGCACGUUUCUUUAAAAACAAAACCCUCUUGAAGAUGUUGCUCUGGUUCUAGCUUCAGAUUAAUGAAUCAAAGUCUUCAGCUCUUCCAUGUACAGAUUUCAUAACUGAUAGUCAUCACUGGCUGCCCUCCUUUUUUCAUACGAAAAUAAGCUUUUAUCCAGCUCAUGGAAGUGAGAACUGUAGCAAAAAUGGAAAGUUGGCAUUCUGAGCAGUUUCUAAAGGAAAGAUAUUUUUUCUUCUGCCUGUUGCAGUGGCAGAUGGUCCUUGAAAAGGCACCUGCCACGAGUCCAGGUGACCUUGGUUACUGCAGGAAAGCAGAUCAUGAAGUGGCAAGUCAGCAUGAUGAAAGAUUAUUGGGAGAUUAGCAUAAUAAAAACUGCAGGCUCUGCUGAGGAGGAUCAGAAUGGGUUUAGGAUGUUUAUAAUUUAGACUGCUGCACUUGUGUUUUUCUACAGCAUGGACACAGAUCUUACCCAAACGGCUUUGUUAGGCCCAUUGGUGCUGUUAUGAGGCCGGUUAAUAAUGUUGAAGGAUUAUGGCUAGCUAGCUAAGUCCUUAAGCAUUUUAGAUUAAAGUUCCUUAGCACCAAGGUAUGUAAGAAAUUCUAGUGAACAAUUUUAGUUUUUCUUUUUUUCAUAUAUUUUCAUUACUUAUGUUGCCUCCUUUUGUGCUUCAGCCUGCAGAGAGAAGAAGAGCAAAUGAAGGUACCUGCAGUGCAGGGGUGUGGCUGUAGCAGUUUUGCUGCCAGAGGUGGAGCUGCCCUUCAGGUGGAUUUGGGGGUGGGUUGGGCAUCUUUCUCUGGAUUAAGGGUGCACUAGGAACAUGUGUUAUGGAGAAGCUGUUUCCAAAAUUCCCUGAAGAUGUUUGCAAUGGUACAUGUACCAACAGGAAUGCUCAUUCUCUUCUGGGAAACUAAUAACCCUGCAGUCGCUGCAGCAGAGACUUGUACAAAAGCAACUUCCUCCCUUUUGCUUUUGCAAAGUGUGACUGAGUUUCAUCUCUGGGGUUUCUUCCUUACUUCUGACAAUAAGGAUCUGACUUUCCUUCUGCAGCACAGGCAUGUGUGAAUUUCUGCGGUUCCAGCCUGGCUGGUUUGUGUUUGCCAGAGUUGAUUAGACAGAGUAGUGAUUAAGCUCUCCAAAUAAUCCACCUCCAGUUAAUAAAAUAUUGCUGGAACCCUGAAAGAGCUGAGGAACAUUGGUUCUGUCAUUCAUUUCUUUUGAACUAUGUUCAGACAAAUGUCAGUGAUUGUGAAAAACAAGCUUGAUCUGUGACUGAGGUUACUUGAGCUGGAGGGAGCUGUUAGGCUGGCAAGUGGACAGGCUAUCAUGUGAUCCUUGUAAUCAAAUGAACAGAUGCAGCCAGAGGAAAGCUAGAGCUGUUCCUGCAGCUCACAAGCUGAAAGUUAACACAUACUGUUGUGCAAAAUACCAGGGCCAAAUUCACUGGUGGGGGGAAAGCUACUCUUGGAAGAUUAAGGAAUAGAAAAGCUGAAGUUAAUUGAAAUACCUGUGUUUCUUAAAUCCCGGGUGUUGUGCUUUUGUAAGUAAAUUAAGGAGGGGAUUGUACAAACCAGCAGUGCGUUGUUUUGCAUCAGCAUGUCAGUGGGAUGCUGGUGAAGCGGUAAUAGGCAAAUUUCUUAGUGAUCAUGAGAAUAGUGCAUUGUUCUCAGUAUUUGACAGUCCAUCAAAAUGGCAUUUUAGUGUUUUAUAAACUCCCUUUUCAUAAAUAGCUCUUGUCUUUCAGUUUCUUACCAGGCUGGGUGUCUUGCAGCUCUAGGAAGGAGAUAAAGCAUUAGAAUAAACUGCUUUCAGUAGCUGUCCUGUACCACAUGAGUCUGUAGUCUUUGCAAAACAUGUGAAGAGGACAUUGUCGACCUCCUCACUGACUACCUGAGUAUCCUUAGGUAAUGCCUUGUUGCUGACUUAACCACUUCCCAGCUGAAUCUUAUCCCAGGUACAAUAUUUGCUCUUGGAGAGGGAUUAAUUCUUGAAAUCCUGGAUGUACGCAACUAGAGAAGAGCUUUCAAAUCCCCUACAAAUUGUCUUCCUUGUUUGUGAAGAGGGCAGUAAUUCCCUCUGGGAGAUGCAAAGAAGCGUAGGACACAGCUGCCUUGGAAAAUUCCUCUUUCUUCAAUAGUUUAGAAGUUCACAUCACUGUCUGUGGAAGCUCCUGUGCCAUUUGGAACACAGCAAGGUAUUUAAUGUUAUUUGCUGGUGUCUUUCUUUGAGUCUACAGCAUGAGUAUCAUGGCUAGUCAGCAACAAAUACUGGUGUGGGCUUGAAAAACGUACUUAAUAAAAAUAGAAAUGCUUACAUGUGUAUGGUCUGUUUCUAAUGUCUGCCUUAUAUUUUUUUUCAGCUUUCCAAGAAGCCAAGUGUUCCCUUUUUCUAUGGUUUGUUGUCUGCAAAUAGGCCCUAGAAGCUGUUUCACUCUUGAAGCAGUUUUACAAUGGAAAAGCAAGCAGAGAAAUAGAAUGGGAGAAAAUGGCAAGGACAUUCAUACUCCAUCAGAGCUGGUGUCUGUCUAACACGGUUCUCUCAUUCACACAGCUCUGAUGAUGAGGAGUAUAAGGACAGGGAUAUGUGUGGAGUCAUGCUUUCCUGAUGCUGCUCCCCUGCUUCAGAAUCUUACAGGGUUAAGGUUGCUUCUGGAUCCUUGUUUGGCAGCUGUCAAAAGCCUUUUUUCCCUGUGAAUGUGUCUAAUCCUGUGAUUCAGUUCAUACUGGUGACUUCUAGAGACACCUUGAAUCUUCUGUUAACUGGGGAAAUGCUUCACCUUAUUACUUAUAACAAAAUGAAAAGCUAAUCUCUCCGCUUUGAACCACCUAGGUUUUCUGGACUUUUCUCUCUGGAUCUCUUGUACCCUUGUGGUCUUCCCUUCUCUUCUUUUUCCCCUAUUCUUUUCUUCCCCCAUUGCCUUCCUCUCCCUCCUUAUUUUUCUCCUCCUGAAGAACUUUUUUCCAUUUAUUUUCUACCCCUUAGAUGCAAGCUUUUCCCUAUCUCUAAGUAUAAUUGUUGCCUUUCUGGGCAGGUGGCUGGGCUGUUCUAUCCUUACGGUGCAUUCUGGUUUGAGCUUAGUGUUGCUCUGCCCAUAAUGGGUUGCACUGGGUUCUGUUUGAGGAAAUUGCAGCAGGACAGAUGAGUUCUCAUUUGGGGGUUGGUCUGACUCCUUACCAACACAAACCACCUUUGUAGCUUUUAGACAAGCCACCAUUUGGAUGUGUGUGAGGUUCUGAAACAGCAGUACUUUACCUAUGGCUUUUAUCUCAUCCACCUGUUUUUCCCAGGCAUCUGGUGCAGGACAUUUUGGGAUAGAAAAACUUCAUUCACCCACAGUCGCAUCUCUGUCUUUGACCAUGAGCUGCCCUGAGUCUCAAAAGACCAGGAUUGGUGGGAAGACUGCUGAUUCUCCCCCAAAACAAGUUAUCUUCAGAAAAAGCACCCGUGACAAAGCUCUGACCAUCUACCUGGGAAAGCGGGACUUCAUUGAUAACGUAGGGAAUGUGGAAUCUGUGGGUAAGUCCACAAGGUUAUGUGCUGCUCUUCCUGCCCUCAACCCUACUUACCCUCUGUUAAUCUUGAUUUUUCCCUUUCUUUCAGAUGGUGUUGUAUUGGUGGAUCCUGCUAUUAUCAAGGGAAAAAAAGUGUUUGUGUCCCUGACCUGCGCGUUUCGCUAUGGCCAGGAGGACAUUGAUGUGAUUGGCCUCACCUUCCGCCGGGACCUAUACUUCUCCAGGGUCCAAGUGUACCCACCUGCUGACAAGCCAGAGUCUCUCACCCUUUUGCAGGAAUCUCUGCUAAAGAAGCUGGGGAAAAAUGCUUAUCCCUUUGUCUUUACAUUUCCAGAUUACCUGCCUUGUUCAGUCUGUCUGCAGCCUGCACCUCGUGAUGUUGAUAAGACUUGUGGUGUGGACUUUGAGGUGAAAGCUUUCUCAACAGAAAAUGUGGAAGAGAGAGUUCAUAGGAGGAACUCUGCACGUCUGCUGAUCCGUAAGGUGCAGUAUGCUCCGGAGAAGCCAGGACCCCAGCCUUGUGCAGAGACCACCUGGCAGUUCUUCAUGUCCAACAAGCCCCUGCACCUGAAAGCUUGCCUCAGUAAAGAGGUAUACUACCAUGGUGAACCCAUUCCAGUCACUGUCACCAUCAACAACAGCACAGAGAAAACAGUGAAGAAGAUCAAAGUCCAGGUGGAGCAGGUGGCCAAUGUGGUGCUGUACUCCAGUGACUUUUAUACCAAAGUGGUGGCUGCUGAGGAAGCACAGGAGAAGGUGCAGCCAAACAGCAGCCUGACCAAGACACUGACACUUUUGCCCUUGCUUGCAAAUAACCGGGAGACACGGGAAAUAGCUCUGGAUGGAAAACUGAAGGAUGAGGACACCAACUUGGCUUCUAGUACUAUCAUUAAGGAUGGAAUAGACAAGACAGUGAUGGGGAUUCUGGUUUCCUACAAGGUCAAAGUGAAGCUCACAGUUCCAGGCAUGCUGGGAGACCUCACUUCCAGUGAAGUGGGCACAGAGCUGCCAUUUCGUCUCAUGCACCCCAAACCUGAAGAAAAGAACCCAGCAGUGAAGCAGAGCUGGUAUUUGAGGAGUUUGCUCGUCAGCAGCUAAAAAAUACACCUGAUGAAGAGGACAAGAAUUCACCAUCAACAAGUGAUUAAAAGAACAGGCUGACAGAGGAGCUGUGUUGUCUGGCUUCAAUUACAAAUGUAGGACCGAAGUUUCUAGUAAUCUGAAUGUUCUUGGUUCAUGUACGGUCUUCCAGGAAUCAGUCCUGAGGUCAGUGGACGUGACAUCAGGAAUCUCUAUUGCUUAUUACAAGAUUCACCUCUGGAGGAAUGUGGCAAACACAACACCUGGUUCUUACUCGAGCUACCAGAGGAGGACAGGAUAUCUGCAAUGUCAUGACUUCUGCUUUCAGGACUGCCUAAUAAAAAGUUUGGUUGCUUUCAGCACUGGUGAGAGCUUAAAUGAGGGUUUAUGCAGCCUGCCUGGACUUAUUCAGUGUCAGUCUGUGACUUUGAAGUGCCAGUGAACCAAAUCCUAGACUGGAAGGCUGGCUUGCAGCCAUGGGUGAUUCAUCAAAGUUUAUCAGCAGACUGUACAAAACUGAUUUUAUUUAAUUUAGGUUGCUUUUGUGUUGAUGCUUUACCAAAUUCAGCCAGUGAAUUGAAUUUGUACUUGCACUGUCCCCAUGUGGCUUUUACAUCCAUUUUCUGUACCAGUAAAUAUCUUGCAAGUUGUCUCCCACAGCACACACAAUCCUGAUACACAGUAUUAGCUUUCUAGCAAUAUACUUAAUAACUAUGUUAUUAAAAUUGAGAUAAAUGUGCACUGUCCAUGAAUUGCUUAAAGCUCCCUAUAUACAAAGCCAAACAGAAAUACAAGUCCAGACAGAGCCUGUAUUUAAUCUAGUUUCCUGUAGGCAACUACUUCAAAAGAGGGUGCAGGAAAAUUAAGGAGGAAAUUAUGGUGCAGCCUUCCCUGAGGAGCCUUUCCCAACAUCUGCCAGCAGUUGGUUUAUGUUCCAAGAAAUGAGAUUGCGUCCUGCAAACUUUAUUUUCUCUUGUUGAUCUGGAUAUUCUUAUUAUCCAUGCAAAUGUCGGAUAUUUUCCUGAAUCUCAGUUAGGUUUUUGCUCAAGUGAGUUGUAUCAGCUAAUUACAUUUUGCA